Vidua macroura (Pin-tailed whydah) is the source of this 6130-nucleotide messenger RNA. RefSeq names its product ATPase copper transporting beta (gene ATP7B). Gene Ontology annotation, biological process: monoatomic cation transport. Gene Ontology annotation, cellular component: membrane. Gene Ontology annotation, molecular function: ATP binding; ATPase-coupled monoatomic cation transmembrane transporter activity; ATP hydrolysis activity. NCBI's taxonomy places the organism in Eukaryota, Metazoa, Chordata, Aves, Passeriformes, Viduidae. The record is from RefSeq and is a predicted model, not a curated record. The transcript is spliced from 21 exons. Bases 4 to 4269 code for a protein of 1421 amino acids.
ACAAUGAAACAUAAUUUUGCUUUUGACAACAUGGGCUAUGAGGAGAGCUCUGAAACCAUGCCCUCUCCACCCUCCCAAGAGCAUACUGUGGUAGUCAACAUUGUGGGAAUGACUUGCCAAUCAUGUGUGCAGUCGAUAGAAGGCCGAAUUUGCAAGGUGAAGGGCAUUUUGAGAAUUAAAGUCUCCCUUGAACAGAACAAUGCUGUUAUCAAGUAUCUGCAGUCGGAAAUAAACCCUGAACAGAUUUGCCAGGAAGUUCUGGAUAUGGGCUUUGACGCCAACAUAGCAGAAGAGAAGUUGACAGCAGCAACUGCAAAUUUGCCAAGCUUGAAAGAAGCAGUAGUUAAGCUGCGGGUAGAAGGCAUGACAUGCCAGUCCUGUGUCACCAACAUUGAAGGAAAGAUUAGGAAACUGCACGGUGUAGCAAAAAUCAAGGUGUCACUUGAUAACCAAGAAGCAAUUAUUGCUUACCACCCUUACAUCAUUCAGCCUGAUGACCUCAAGAGACACAUCAGUGACCUGGGGUAUGACUGCACCAUUAAAAGUAAAUCAGCCCCUUUGAAGCUGGGUGCCCUUGAUCUCCAGCGCUUGCAGAAUGCAAACCCCAGGGAGACAUCUGCAAGUCUCGAGAGUGAUGGGCUGGAUCUGCUGGUCCCUGAGAUGGGUAGCACAGCAACAGUGACUGUACAGAUAGAGGGCAUGCACUGCAAGUCCUGUGUCAGAAACAUUGAAGGAAAUAUAUCAGAUCUUCCUGGCAUAAGAAGUAUUAAAGUGUCUUUGGAGAAUAAAUGUGCUGUGGUAGAGUAUAGCCCAGAUUUAAUCACCUUGUCAGCUUUGCAGCAAGCUAUCGAAUCCCUUCCACCUGGAAACUUUAAAGUAAGCCUCCUUAGUGGUUCAGAAGCAAAUAAAGCAGCAUCUCCCUUGGGUGCUUUCACAUACAAUGUCAUCAGACAGCCACCACAAGGCACGACACAUACGGCUGUUAUUAAGAUUGAUGGUAUGACCUGCAAUUCUUGUGUGCAGUCCAUAGAAGGGGCCGUAUCCCAGAGGCAGGGAGUGCAGCACGUGGCAGUUUCUCUAGCUGGCAGUACUGGGACCAUACACUAUGAUCCAGCUGUCACUAGUGGAGAAGAGUUAAGAGCUGCCAUAGAAGACAUGGGAUUUGAUGCCUCUGUGCUGACAGAUACUGCCACUGGAGAACGCAGGUGCCAGCAUGAUGCCAGCAAAGCUGCUGUGCAGCCUCGAGCUCCAGAGCCUUCUUGCCAAGGCAAUGCCUCGGAUGUUCUUCCAGACAGUCCUCACUCAGAUGGGUCAAACCAGCUCAGUGGAGCCACGGAAGAAAAGUGUGUUUUACAGAUCACAGGCAUGACCUGUGCAUCGUGUGUGUCUACCAUUGAAAGAAAUUUGCAGAAAGAAGAUGGAAUUGUUUCAGUAUUGGUAGCACUGAUGGCAGGUAAAGCAGAGAUAAAAUACAAGCCAGAACUCAUACAGCCUCUUGAAAUAGCGCAGCUGAUCCAGAAUUUGGGUUUUGAAGCUACCAUCAUGGAAAAUAAUGCAGAAACAGAAGGGCAAGUGGAGCUUCUUAUCACAGGGAUGACUUGUGCUUCUUGUGUUCACAAUAUUGAAUCCAAACUCAUGAGAACAAAUGGCAUAGUCUCUGCCUCAGUUGCACUUGCAACUAGCAAAGCUCACAUCCAGUUCGAUCCUGAAAUUAUUGGACCGCGAGAUAUUAUAAAAGUAAUCAAGGAAAUUGGCUUUCAUGCUUCUGUGGCUAAAAGAGCUCCAAAUGCACAUAACCUGAGUCAUAAAAAGGAAAUACAGCAGUGGAGGAAAUCUUUCUUGUACAGCCUAGUGUUUGGUAUCCCAGUUGUAGUCAUAAUGAUUUAUAUGCAAAUACCCAAUGGUGAAGACCAUGGGUCUAAGGUGCUGGAACAGAACCUCAUUCCUGGAUUAUCUAUUUUGAAUCUUCUUUUCUUUAUCCUGUGCACUUUUGUUCAGUUCCUUGGUGGAUGGUAUUUUUAUGUACAAGCUUACAAGUCACUGAGGCACAAGAUGGCCAAUAUGGAUGUGCUCAUCGUGCUGGCCACGACGAUUGCUUAUCUGUAUUCCUGCGUGAUCCUGAUAGUAGCAAUCAUUGAAAAGGCAGAGAAAAGCCCUGUCACUUUCUUCGACACUCCUCCGAUGUUGUUUGUGUUCAUUGCGCUCGGCAGAUGGCUGGAACACAUAGCCAAGGGUAAGACCUCUGAAGCUCUUGCUAAACUUAUGUCUCUUCAAGCCACAGAAGCCACUGUGGUGACUCUUGGACCUGGCCACUCUAUUGUCAGGGAGGAGCAAGUACCUGUUGAACUGGUUCAAAGGGGUGAUAUUAUAAAAGUUGUUCCUGGUGGAAAGUUCCCAGUGGAUGGAAAGGUCAUUGACGGCAGUUCUAUGGCAGACGAGUCUCUCAUUACUGGGGAGCCUAUGCCAGUCAUUAAAAAGCCUGGGAGCACAGUGAUUGCUGGUUCUAUAAAUGCACAUGGCUCACUUCUUGUUAAUGCAACUCACGUUGGUAGUGAUACCACUUUGGCACAGAUUGUGAAGUUGGUGGAAGAAGCUCAAAUGUCAAAGGCACCCAUCCAGCAACUGGCAGAUAAAUUUAGUGGAUACUUUGUUCCAUUUAUCAUCAUCAUUUCAACUGUGACAUUGAUAGUAUGGAUCACAAUUGGUUUUGUAAAUUUUGAUAUUAUUAAAAAAUAUUUUCCUAAUCAGAGCAAAAACAUUUCAAAAGCUGAAAUAAUACUGAGGUUUGCAUUUCAAACCUCAAUCACUGUGCUGAGCAUUGCAUGCCCUUGCUCUUUAGGCCUGGCUACCCCCACAGCUGUAAUGGUGGGCACAGGAGUGGCUGCGCAGAAUGGUAUUCUCAUCAAAGGUGGAAAACCCCUGGAAAUGGCACAUCAGAUCAAGACUGUGAUGUUUGAUAAAACUGGGACCAUCACCUAUGGAGUUCCUAAAGUCAUGAGGGUGCUUUUGAUGGGAGACACAGCUGUGCUCCCCCUGAAGAAGAUACUGGCUGUUGUUGGUACAGCAGAAGCCAGCAGCGAACAUCCUUUAGGAAUGGCCGUCACUAAAUACUGCAAAGAGGAGCUUGGCACUGAGAGGCUGGGAUACUGCACUGACUUCCAGGCAGUCCCAGGCUGUGGUAUCAGCUGCAAGGUCGGAGGGGUUGAGGCCAUCCUUGGCACAGCUGAGGAAGGUCCCAAUAAGCUGGAUGCUAACAGGAGUGGGGACAGCAAAACAAUGCCAGCUGACAAAGGCAAACAUGAGCAAAAAUACUCAGUGUUGAUCGGAAAUCGUGAGUGGAUGCGACGCAAUGGCUUGAAUAUUGCAAAUGAUGUAAAUGAUGCAAUGACAAACCAUGAAAUGAAAGGACAGACUGCCAUACUAGUGGCUAUAGAUGGUGUGUUGUGUGGAAUGAUCGCAGUAGCAGACACUGUCAAGCAGGAGGCAGCCCUUGCUGUGCACACACUGCAGAGCAUGGGAAUAGACGUGGUACUCAUAACAGGGGACAACAGGAAAACUGCAAAAGCCAUUGCUACUCAGGUUGGGAUCAAAAAAGUCUUUGCAGAAGUUCUUCCUUCUCACAAGGUUGCAAAGGUCCAGGAGCUCCAAAACGGAAAGAAGAAGGUUGCAAUGGUUGGUGAUGGAGUCAACGAUUCCCCUGCACUAGCCAGGGCCGAUGUUGGAAUUGCAAUUGGAACGGGCACUGAUGUUGCCAUUGAAGCUGCAGAUGUUGUUCUUAUCCGAAAUGAUUUGCUGGAUGUAGUUGCCAGUAUUCACUUAUCCAAGAGAACAGUUCGAAGAAUACGAAUAAAUCUGAUUCUUGCCUUAAUUUAUAAUCUGCUUGGAAUACCCAUAGCAGCAGGUGUGUUCAUGCCUGUUGGCCUCGUGCUUCAGCCUUGGAUGGGAUCAGCUGCAAUGGCAGCUUCUUCUGUGUCUGUCCUGCUGUCUUCACUGCAGCUGAAAUGUUACAAGAAGCCAGACACAGAAAGUUACGAAGCACAAGCCCAAGGCCGCAUGAAGCCACUCACUCCUUCUCAAAUCAGUGUGCACAUUGGAAUGGAUGAUAGGAGGAGGGAUUCUUCCAAACCAUCUCCUUGGGAUCAGACAAGCCAAGUGUCCCUCUCUUCUUUGGCUUCAGACAGGCUGCCGAGACACAAUGGUUUCAUUCAGGAGGAAGCGGGCAAGUGGUCAUUGCUCAUAAAUGGAGCAGAUGAAGAGCAGUACAUCUGAAGCACUGGACUCAGUACAGGGGGAAAUGUUCCUCCUCCCCAGUCAGGGGAGAGACUGACUUAUUUCAUCAACAGCUUCAGUGUUGUAAGUGAAGUAUUCCUUCAGCUCAUAAGACAAUCACAACUCAGCUCAGUGUUGGGUUGUAUGGAUUGUGGAUUUUUUUCAGGUCACCAGUUAUUUCUAGUUAUGGAAAUAAUCUGUGCCACUAUAAUGAACUGGCUUGUUUGCACACAGCAUUUAGUGAAAUAAUGUAAAAUUGUAAUUUUCAGACUCUAAAAGAGUUUCUCUGUGACUUUUUGCUAGGAACCAAAUUUCAUACUUUUCACUCUUUUAAACUUUAUUACUUCAAGACCACAUGAAGCAAGAGUAUUUUCAGAGCUGCCAAAUAUUAAUUUGUGUCUAAAUGAAAUUAGCAAUGGCAUAAGGAGCUCUGUGGUCAGAAGCUGAAUUUUUACACAGAAUCCUAACUAGUCAUGUCACUGUGAGAACACUUUGUAUUUAGGAUUCAUGGCAUCUCCUGGGACCAAAAAUGCUUUGUUGUUUCACCUGCUAUAACUCUCUGAAAGGUCUUUUUCAAAGAUUUUCACUUGCUUUGAAGGAUUGCAUCCUUUUGAUGCACAUUUCUACUGCUCUCUUUGCUUUUCUGUUUUGCUCCAUAUGAGCCCUUCCCCCCUUUUUCUUGCACAAGAGAUCUUCUAUGAUUUAUCAUUAUGUUUACAGAUAUUGCUGUUUGGGACAAACUCCUUUAAGUCACCAGAAACCAUUCCAUUCCAGUUGAAAUCAUAAAGGCAGAACAGUUCCUGGUCCCAGUUAUCCAAGAUACCUUGCUGGACCCCAGGGAGCUCCUUAGAGUUGGGCAGUUGCCUGUCUCUUUCCUCUGACAGAGAGAAGAAUUUAUGCCAGUGUGAGCAAAGGUGGUAUUUACCUUGGUAUGACUGAGCAGAACUAGCACUGGUGUGACUCCAGCGUAGCUGAACAGAGUGACAUUAUUGCAUAACUUAACCCCAGCUUGCUGGUUGCUUAAAAUGAAGCUAAAAAUUUAAAUUAUAAAGGUGGAAAAAUGGCCUUAAAGUGGGCUUCUAUUUGCCAUCAUAUGAAUAAAUGACAGGACCUGAACUAAGAAAAUUUGUAAUUUAAAUUUGUAUUUCUGUUUUGCAUUGGUUUUAGUUCCCCUCUUUACUUCAGUGAGAAAUCAAAGUACUGGACAACUGUUUUUUUUACUUUAAAAUCUUUACCAAAUCUUGCAGUAACUUCAUCUCUGUGGAUGUCAGAUUCACCUCUUAACACUUUUUAGAGUAAGGAUAGUAGGAAUCAACAGCUUUGGUGCACUGGAUCCAGUUCCAGAGUGCUGUGUUGUCCAGCUGUGGGACCCUGAUGUAAGCAGAGUUUUAUAGUCAAAUUUAGAAACUGAAAGAAGAGGAAAUACUUUGCUAAACAACAUGAAAUAACUACUUCUUUUCAUUGACUGAAAUAUAGAGCUGUUUCUAACACGGGUUCAAAUCCUGCUUCUGCUAAUGUAAAAAUGAAAAACAAGUCAGAGAGGAAAAGAAUUGUUCUUAAAGCAUUGGAUGGGUCUUCCUAUUUUCUCAGAAUUGUCUUAAAUAUAAUUACAAAUCAGUUUUAAAACUCUAUAUAAGUAGAGAUUACUUUCACAGCACACACGCUUUUCAAACAUGCCAAAGGUGCAUGUCCCUGUGGGAAAGAGGGUCUGAAGUUUUACUAUUCUGCAUUUUCUUACCAGUCCUUACAGUAAAGAUAUACUUUGUUUUUGUUUUUUUUUUUUUCUUUUUAAUCAAACAAAUGACUAUGUGUCUUUUUCUUUUUUUAUUGAGGCGUUCAGAAUAAAAAGAGUAUAAACAGA